AAUUCUUUUACUGUUAUCACGUUUGAUGAAACAAUGAUAGAAGAAAGUAACUGGGUUCCUCUUGUAUUCAGUAUACUUGGACUUUUCUUUUUAGUGGCCUCCCUUGUCUUCUUUUAUAGUAAUAUCAAAACCCAACCAUGGUAUGUUUCUAUUGUCAGUGUCAUUGGUUGGUUCUUCCCGUUCUGGAUCGUUCUAUUACUUCCUCUGGAUAUGGCCUCAUCACUUUAUGAAGGUUGUGAUAUGCUUUGUCGUCGUCCAUUCACUUGGGUAUCACAAUCUUUUCUCUAUAUCGCAUGGCGGACCAUUUAUUGGACUUCUUUUUGUUUAACUUGGAUGUUGAUACCUAUGAUGCAAGCUUAUGUAAAUUCUGGUGAUAUCAAAGUAAUCAAACGAUUAAAAUCGGCAGCUCAAGUCAAUAUUCGAUUUUAUAUGAUUUAUGUCAUUAUUGGUAUUAUUGGUCUUAUUUAUCUCUUCUUCAAAGGUGGUAUUACUACAAGAGAAGAUCUUCAAGGUUUUGUUAUGGCAAUGGCGAAUAGUUGGGGUUUAUUUUUGGUCAUUAUGUUUAUGGGUUAUGGAUUAAUAGCUGUGCCAAGAAAGUUAUGGUAUGCUAGUGAUACUAAACGACAUUUGAAUGAACUUUACAAAAAAGCACCACGUGUUAAGGAAGAAUGUAUGGACAGUGAAUUGGAAUUCGAUGAACUUGCAAAGACGAUCAAUGCUAUUUCCCAUAGACCUCUUCGAAAUGACCCAAAUCUUCGACAUAUGGUGGAUGAAACUGUCAAACGAUUUCCUUUUGUUAAACAUCCACACUAUGCCGAACGUGAAUAUAUGACUAACAUUCCUCAGUUGCUUACUGAAGACUAUAUUGUUACUUUGAACAAGAAUAUGAUUUUGGCUGCUAGGAUGAAGGAUCGAAAGUCAGCAUUAUGGAAGAAUCUUCUUUCGGAAGCAUUUUAUUUGCAGGAUAUUGAAACAAACAAAGGAAAUUCUGACAGACACUUUUAUUCAACAUUACGACCACUAGAAGAGCAGACUUUUUGGACAGAUACAAAACUGAUCAUAGAAUGGUGGUGGGUGAUCAUGUUCCGAUCUGUUGUAUAUCGUGGUUUAUCUAUCUUAUUUAGCUUGAUCAGUAUUUGUAUAUUAUGGUCCGAACUUACUUUCAAUGUCAAAUCUCCUGUUGUUUCUAUUGUUGGUCUUGCUAUCAAAGCUUGCGGAUUGAAUUAUGCUGCAGUGGAGGUGCUUUCUUUCUUGAUACUCACAUGGAUGUGUAUUUGUGUGUAUACAUCUCUUUUCAAGAUCCGAUUCUUCAAUCUCUAUUUACUGAUUCCUCAUCAUCAUACCGAUCCAAAUAGUUUACUAUGGUUUACUGGUUACAUGUGUAAAAUGAUGGCACCAUUAUGUUAUAAUUAUAUCAAUCUACUUGGAAAUAUUGAUUCUCAUCAAACUGGAAAACCCAUAGAGACCGUAUUCAGCAAGUUUAUGGGCAAGGCAGAUCUUGUCCCUUUUUUGGGCACUACUUUUAUUGAUUGGUUCCCUGUGGUCAUCCUGAUUCCAGCUUUGUCAGCCUUUUUUAAUGUUUCUUCAUCAAAAUGGUUUAAGGACAAUAAUGAAGCGGAUCCUGAAAAUGGUGGACAACUGAAUGUGGAUGUAGCCGAAGGGAAAGAUCUUGUUAUGGAAGAGCGACGAUUACUAGAAAGAAACUUUAAUCAUGACAUUAGUGCACCUCCUGGAUUACUGGAUCGGGCAAAAAAUGUUUUUGGUGCAUAUUCUUCCAAAUAUGGACGAACCCAGCAAAGUGGACAUGCAGCAAGCUCAUCUUUCAACAAUGAAGAACAUCAUGUAGGCACGCUAGCAUCUUCUUUACGACAGAAACGCGACGAUAGAUUAGAUGCUAUUCUUGGUAGAAGGCCAAUCAAUCAUGUGGAAUCAUCAUCAGUAAACCAUCGACAGACAGAUCAGGGAGGUGAACAAGUGCCUUUGAAUGUGAAAUGGCAAACGUUUGGCGAUAAUAUGAAACAUCGAUUUGGACAGCUUUUUACGUCAACCAAUAACAAUAAUGAUAAUAACGACAAUGACCUUGACAUUGAUGGCAAUAAUCAUAUCAACAACCGAUAUCAUGAUAAUCCAAGAAACUAUGAUGAUCAUCUAGUGACGACGUCCUCACCACCAUCACCACCAUCAUCAUCAUCACCACCACCAUCUACUUUACCCAAGAAUCAAAUCACUCGACCAACUGUGCAAGGUGGAGGACGUGUGUUUGGCCGUGUCAAUAAUAGCAAUACUUCAAGAGCAUCAUCACCGAAUCCAUUCCAGAAAGCUACUACUGCUCGUGGUAACCAAGCUACAACAGUAUCUCCUUUUGCAAGAUUUGAUGAUAACAACAAUAACAUGUCGACAAGUUGAUUAUGUCUCCAUCUCUUUUAUUAUUAUUCCUUUUGUUUAGAUUUAUUAUUAUUAUUCCUAUUUCCUUUUUCUACAUUUCUUCAAAACUAUAAUUAUUUUUGAUAUAAUAUACCUUUAUCCCUCUUUUUCACUUUUUUUUUCUAUAUAUAAUACCUAUAUUUACCAAUAAAGCC
Halteromyces radiatus is the source of this 2579-nucleotide messenger RNA. Its product is annotated as LMBR1-like membrane protein-domain-containing protein. The transcript is spliced from 13 exons. Gene Ontology annotation, cellular component: membrane. Lineage: Eukaryota; Fungi; Mucoromycota; Mucoromycetes; Mucorales; Cunninghamellaceae. Bases 34 to 2406 code for a protein of 790 amino acids. The record is from RefSeq and is a predicted model, not a curated record.